Molecule: messenger RNA, 1695 nt
Organism: Peronospora belbahrii
Lineage: Eukaryota; Oomycota; Peronosporomycetes; Peronosporales; Peronosporaceae
Source: the annotation of a GenBank genome assembly
AUGAUAACACCGUCGAGUAUUGCUGGUAGCUUUGGUGGGGCGAUCAAUAUGACCGCUAGUAGUAUCGCACCAACGUGGACGACUCAACCACCCACUGGUCGUUCAACUACUGUUACGUUACAGCAACUUAGUGGCUUUAGUAUGCGCAACUUAUCGAUUAAUGGUACAAGUGGUGAUUCCUUACUUAACGUUUAUUUUAAAUUAGUGAUAGACGGUCGGAUUGUGUAUGAGAGUGAAGUAGCACGCAAUACGCUAAAUCCUGUGUGGGUGCCAUUCCAGUCGGAGGAUGAGAGUGGUAGUAACGGAUUGACAGGAAUCGAAACGCUGCUGACUGGUGGAACUAGAUUUGACAUUGUCGUCGUGCGUGUGCAUGAUCGAAAGGCAGUAAAGAGAUCACGACGAAAGUCAUGUGUGACAAGUGAUCGUUUGUCCUUUGGAGACGAUCACCCCAUUAACAAUUCACGAUCGUUUGCUGACGCGAAAACUAGUUUUGAUGAUGUUGAUGAUCUGGGCACAAACGAUGGAAGGACGGACUCGGAAACAUCGACGCAGGCUGGCAGUAUGAAUGGAAACGGCUCGAAAGUAUUUGAGGAAGAUAUUAUGAGUCUUAGUUUUGGAGUGCGAGAACUCGAACCAUUGCCUGUAGCUCUUACAGAUUUGACGAAUCUGCCACUAAAUACUUGCUUGUUCGAGUUUUCAGGCCACAUGUACGUGCAUCGUGAAGUGCUUGAGCUCUUAUUUGAAAAGGGUAUUAUUGCGGUCAAACACUCGAGGAGAAAAGGGUCAGCCAUACCGUUGAAGGACUACAGCUUACAUGCAGGUGUGGAUGCACUCGAACAUAUUUUGACGACCAAACAAACGAUUACCGAGCUGACUGCUAAGAAUGCAGAGCUGAAGGAACGAAUUCGGAACAGAUUGCUACACUCUCAACAGCGAAUUGCGCGCGAACAGCAGCGUACGACGCUCGAGGAGCGUGUACGCGUGACAAGGGCGCGAGUGGGAGAAAAACAGCACACUUUGGCGCGGCUUAAAGCCGUGAUGGAGGACGAGCGCAGAACGUUUGAGACUGAUAUUCAUAUUGCGAAGGCACUUGUGAGCACAAUGCAGAUGACUAUGCGGUACAAGGAAGAACGCCAAAACAUCCUUGAACGUCGAUGUGAAGUAUUGCGUGCUGCGCAUAAGAUUCGUUCUCGACAAGCAAUGCUCGUGAAGCAGCUCGGCACUGUAUACCCCAUCGAAUAUGUAGGUGCUGGCGAGUACAGUAUCCGUGGAAUUCGUAUCGCCAACUCAGACCUCACAGGUGGCGGCGGCAGAGCAGAUGAGGAAAUGAUUUCGACAGCUUUGGGAUACAUUGCACAUUUAGUGUUUAUGCUUAGUAAGUAUUUGCAUGUAAAUCUCCGCUAUCGUGUAGUGCCAUAUUCGUCGCGUUCAUUUCUUAAGGACGAGAUCAAUGACCCUCAAGGCGAAUACCCAUUGUACAAGAGAGGCGUUGAAAGAGAUCGCCACGAGAAGGCAAUUCGUUUUCUUCGUAAAGAUGUGGAGCAGCUCCUAUUUGCUCGAAGUUUAGAUCCGACACAGGAAGCACCAAUCCUCGCUCGACUAAAGGAGCUCACAGAUGCCGAGAGUGCAUGGCUUGCAAUCAGCAAUGCAAGCAGUAUGAACGGCUCUGACACGGGUGCGAUUGUGCCCAGGUAG